Molecule: messenger RNA, 1980 nt
Organism: Lingula anatina
Lineage: Eukaryota; Metazoa; Brachiopoda; Lingulata; Lingulida; Lingulidae
Product: adenosine 5'-monophosphoramidase HINT1
Molecular function (GO): catalytic activity
Source: RefSeq, a predicted model, not a curated record
GACUCUGAUUAAAUAGGCAACACGAUGUCCGAGGUGGAGAAGGCUCAGACCGCUAGCGCCGGUGGAGACACGAUAUUUGGGAAAAUAACACGCGGUGAAAUACCAUGCAAAUUCAUCCACGAAGACGAUAAGUGUGUUGCUUUUCAUGAUCUCUCACCUCAGGCACCCAUUCAUUUCCUGGUUGUUCCACGCAAACCUUUGUCACAGCUUUCAAAGGCCGAGGAUGGAGACAAAGAGAUGCUAGGCCACCUACUCCUUGUUGCCAAGCAGGUAGCCAAGGAGUUGGGUCUGGAGAAAGGUUUUCGUCUUGUUGUCAAUGAUGGUGCAGAAGGGGCACAGUCUGUGUACCACCUCCACAUCCAUGUGAUGGGUGGGCGCCAGAUGGGCUGGCCACCUGGAUAAAGCAUAGGAAUAGCAGAAAGACAUCACAUAAGAGGCUGAAGGGAACCAUGAUAACCUAGUUUAUGAAAUAUUAAAUCAACAAUGAUUUUUUGCAAUGCUAUUAAUAAUCACAGCUGAAUUUAUUGUUCAAGAACCCCAUCACCUUCUGUGAAAUUUCAAUUUACUGUCAAUGAGUUGAUCGGAUGACUCUUGUCUCUAGUUCAAGAUAUUUGAUAUCUUGUUGUUGCAUACCUUACUUAAAAUUUCAUAGUUAAAAAUUCUUUAUUCAUCAGUAUCAUGUCAAGUAAUAUUUAAGAGAUAGUGGUAAAUAAAGUAUUGAUCUUACAAUUGUAGUGCUUGUGAUGGGGUGUGAAGAAUAAGACCUAUCAUAAAAAUACAGACUUUAAUGAUCAUAAGGUCUUGUGUCUUAAUUGCAAUAAUGCUUCCGAACAAACAUUUGUCUUCACACCAGCCUGUUAUAGAUUGUGACUAGAAGGGAAAAAAAUGAAUGUUAUUAUAAUGAGAAUAGCAUAUUUUUCUGAAAAUACGAUUGACUAAUAUAUUACAGGACAUUGCCUUGCUAUGUGCCACUUUCCAACAAAGUUUUGAUUCUAAUAUCACAAUGGAUACUUGGUCUGAGCUACUUCUCCAGCAAGUAACACAAGGGCUAUGAUAUUUUUUCCAAAGAUCAACUACUAACUGACUUAUCUCUAUGUUUAUUUUUCUGGCUGAGAGAUCAGGAGUCUCCUAAGACGGGGACAAUCCAGCUAUUGGUUCCACUGACCAAACUUACUUUGAUGAUCUCUGAUCUCCAAUCCCUGAUCUUUCUCUGAUUACAAUACAAAAUUCUCCUUAUGUACUAAUGCACACAAAAUAUUCCUAAAGAAAGGCAGAGAUAUUGAAGCCAGUUUACAAAAUUAAGACAUAUUAUUAGAAACCUUUAACAACAUAAUUAAACUGACCCUGAUACAAACUUUAACUAGGAGAUGAAGCCAUAAAUAAAGUUUUUCAAUUCUUUUAAAAAUGAAAACAUCCUUUUAAAACUUGGUUACAGUUCUUUGCAAUAAAUAAAAUACAUUACCAGAUUCAUGUAAUAUUAUAAUUGAGACAUCUGAACAAUUUUUACCACAUGUUGAUUUAAUUUGAUUUAAAUGUGAAAGUUUUUAAUGAGGUUUGGUCGUGAAAUCACCACUAUGACACUAAUGAACAAUAAGUCACUUAAUAAGUACUUGGUAUAAAAUUCACAACAAAGAUAACUUCCAUAUUUAUAUUUUUGGGGCUUGGCAUAACAGAAGUUGCAGUACACAAUCUGACUGUAAGGCAGGCAAUAUUUACAUGUACUUGGCCUACUUAAAUUUGCAGAUAAAGCUGAUUUAUAAAGAAUCUUAAGGCCUUAAAGGCUGUUGACCCUGAGAGUAAACACAUCGUUUUGAGUAAAAAAAAUAUAUACUCCUCAUGUAACAUCAAGUCUCAGUCAGAUUGAAUGAUGUCAUUUUAAAGGGAUAUUAACUCUUCGUAUCAGACCUAUAUUUAACAAUAAAAAACAUUGUGAAUAACUCAUAGAAAUAUUAUUUAUUCUGCUGUACCACAAAAACGGCA